GUUUAUAUACUCGUAACAACAAAGCUUGCCACUAACAACAACAACAACAACAACAACAACAACAACAACUUGCAACACCUGCAACAUCUUGCAACAACAACUUCGAAUGCCAUCGCCAUUUGCCAGCCGCAACAACAACAACUCAAGUUCAAAGUUCAAAGUCUUCCAUCUUCAUUAAGUUUUGAGUCGCCGCAGGGGCGACUUUUUGGGCACACUGAGCCGUACAUCUAGAUAAUGUCCACAUCCACGGCGACAACGAGCGUCAUCACGUCGAACGAUCUAUCGCUGUCCGCCCACGCACACGCCCAUACGCACGGUCACGCCCACACGCACACGCAUACGCACACCCGCGUCGGCGUGGGCGUGGGCGUGGGCGUAGGUGGCCAUCUGAGCGACGCCUCACUGUCGCCCAUACAGCAGGGCGCCAACAUAGUCGCCAGCAGCAACAGCUCCCCUUUGGGCCAGAACGGCGUGCCGCUGCUGACCACGAUGCAUCGUUCGCCGGACAGCCCCCAGCCGGAGCUGGCAACGAUGACGAACGUGAAUGUGCUCGAUCUGCACACGGACUCCUCCAAGCUCUACGACAAGGAGGCGGUCUUCAUCUAUGAGACGCCCAAGGUGGUCAUGCCGCCGGAUGGCAAUGGGGCCGGCAAUGGAGGCGGCGGCGGCAACGGCGGGCCCGGCUCCAAUGGCGGCCACGACGAUGGCCAAGUGAUAGACGCCCGCAUCGCGGCACAGUUGAGCACACAGCACCUGACGGCGACACAGCAGCAGCAGCAACAGCAACAGCAGCAGCAGCAGUCGGAGCAUCAGCCGCUGGCCAAGAUCGAGUUCGAUGAGAAUCAAAUUAUACGCGUGGUCGGCCCCAAUGGCGAGCAGCAGCAGAUCAUAUCGCGGGAGAUCAUCAACGGCGAGCAUCACAUCCUGUCCAGAAACGAGGCCGGCGAGCACAUACUCACGCGCAUCGUCAGCGAUCCCUCCAAGCUGAUGCCCAACGACAACGCGGUGGCCACCGCCAUGUACAACCAGGCCCAGAAGCUGAACAACGAGCACCAUGGCGUCUAUCAGACCUCCCCGCUGCCGCUGGACGCCUCCGUGCUGCACUACGGCAACGACAAUGUGAUCAAGACCGAGGCGGAGAUCUAUGAGGAUCACAAGAAACAUGCCGGCGGCUCCAUUAUCUACACCACCUCCGAUCCGAACGGCGUCAAUGUGAAUGUCAAGCAGCUGCCGCAUCUGACGGGCGUGCCCCAGAAACUGGAUCCCGAACUGUAUCAGCCGGACAAGCACAUCGAUCUGAUCUACAACGAUGGCAGCAAGACCGUCAUCUACUCCACCAGCGACCAGAAGGGCCUCGAGAUCUACUCCGGCGGCGAUAUCGGCAGCCUGGUAUCCGACGGCCAGGUCGUCGUGCAGGCAGGUCUGCCCUAUGCGACGGCCACCAGUGGCACGGGUCAGCCUGUUUACAUUGUGGCCGAUGUCGAGGAGCAUUUGCAGGGCGCCGGCAAACUGAAUGGCCAGACCACACCUAUCGAUGUCUCUGGCCUAUCGCAAAAUGAAAUUCAAGGCUUUCUGCUUGGUUCACACCCCUCAUCUUCGUCCGCCACAACCGGCGUGGUCUCCACAACAACAAUCUCAAAUCAACAGCAUCAACAGCAGCAACAUCAGCAGCAGCAGCAACAGCAGCAUCAACAGCAGCAGCAGCAGCAGCAGCAGCAGCCGCCACAUCCCAGCGACAUUGUAACCAUAACCACCGCGGGCGUGGGGAGCGCGGGCUCAAUUGUCUCCGCUGCAGUGCAGCAGCAGCAGCAGCAGCAGCAGCAGCUGCUGAGCAUCAAGCGUGAGCCCGAAGACUUGAGCAAGGAUCCCAAGAACGGCAGCCUGGGCGCCUCAGCAAAUGGUUCGGUCAUAACGCAGAAGAUAUUGGGCGUGGAUGCAGCUAGAACCGAAACUGAGGCAACUGCAACUGCAUUCGAAAUAGGCAAUAAUACAGCAGCAACAACAACUGCAACUGCAACUGCAACUAGUCCCGCCAGAGCGACAGCGACAGAUCUAGAGAUGUAUGCUACCACGGGCGGCACACAGAUUUAUCUACAGACCUCACACCAGCAGAGCAGCAAUGGCGCCAACACACAGCAGAGCACACUGCAAGCGCAAAGUCCCAGUCCCGGGCCGUAUAUCACAACGGACAGCUAUGGCAUGUAUACGGCGAGCAGGCUGCCGCCCGGCCCACCGCCCGCCACCACAUUCAUAACGGAGCCCUAUUAUCGUGAAUAUUUUGCACCUGACGGCCAAGGCGGCUAUGUGCCAGCGGGCACGGCGCGCAGUCUCUACGGCGAGGAUGUAUCCGUUACGGCGGCCACGCAGCCGCAGCCCGUGGGCGGCGUCUACGAGGCGCGCUUCAGCAGCAAUGCGCCCACCACCACCACAGUGCUAACCAGCAGCAAUGCACACCACCACAGUCAACAGCAGCAGCAGCAGCAACAGCAGCAGCAGCAACAACAGCAACAGCAGCAGGAACAGUCGGGCAAAAGCGGCGGCACCCCACUAUAUGCCAAGGCUAUAACGGCGGCGGGUCUGACCGUGGACUUGCCCAGUCCCGAUUCGGGCAUUGGCACGGAUGCCAUAACGCCGCGGGAUCAGAAUCACAUACAGCAGUCCUUCGACUAUACGGAACUGUGUCAGCCGGGUACCCUGAUCGAUGCAAAUGGCAGCAUACCCGUUUCGGUGAACAGCAUACAGCAGCGCACCGUGGUGCAUGGCAGCCAGAAUAGUCCAACCACAUCGCUGGUGGAUACCAGCACAAAUGGCUCGACACGUUCGCGGCCCUGGCACGAUUUCGGGCGCCAAAAUGAUGCUGACAAAAUACAAAUACCAAAAAUCUUCACAAAUGUGGGCUUUCGCUAUAAUCUGGAGAGCCCGAUCAGCUCGUCGCAGCGGCGCGAAGACGAUCGCAUCACCUACAUCAACAAGGGUCAAUUCUAUGGCAUAACGCUGGAGUAUGUGCACGAUGCGGAUAAGCCAAUCAAGAAUACAACAGUUAAGAGUGUGAUCAUGUUAAUGUUUCGCGAGGAGAAGAGUCCCGAGGACGAGAUAAAGGCCUGGCAAUUCUGGCACAGUCGUCAGCAUUCCGUGAAGCAAAGAAUCUUGGAUGCAGAUACAAAGAACUCGGUUGGUCUUGUUGGCUGCAUUGAGGAAGUGUCGCACAAUGCCAUCGCCGUCUAUUGGAAUCCGCUCGAGAGCUCUGCCAAGAUCAACAUUGCGGUUCAAUGCCUCAGCACGGACUUUAGCAGUCAAAAAGGUGUUAAGGGCCUGCCGCUGCACGUACAAAUCGAUACGUUCGAGGAUCCGCGGGACGCGACGGUCUUCCAUCGCGGCUACUGUCAGAUAAAGGUCUUCUGCGAUAAGGGCGCAGAGCGCAAGACGCGCGAUGAGGAGCGCCGCGCGGCCAAGCGCAAAAUGACAGCCACCGGACGCAAGAAGCUGGACGAGCUCUAUCAUCCGGUCACAGAUCGUUCCGAGUUCUAUGGCAUGCAGGAUCUGGCCAAGCCGCCCGUGCUCUUCUCGCCCGCCGAGGAUAUGGAGAAGAGCUUCUAUGGCCAUGAGACUGACUCGCCGGAACUGAAGGGCGCCUCGCCUUUCUUGCUGCACGGCCAGAAGGUGGCCACGCCCACGCUCAAGUUUCACAAUCAUUUUCCGCCCGACAUGCAGACUGACAAGAAGGAUCAUAUACUGGAUCAGAGCAUGUUAACCAGCACGCCCAUGUCCGACUUUGGGCCGCCCAUGAAACGUGGCCGGAUGACGCCGCCGACCACGGAGCGCGUCAUGCUGUACGUGCGGCAGGAGAACGAGGAGGUCUACACGCCGCUGCACGUGGUGCCGCCGACCACAAUUGGCCUGCUGAAUGCGAUUGAAAACAAAUACAAAAUCUCAACAACGAGCAUAAAUAACAUUUAUCGCACAAAUAAGAAGGGGAUUACGGCGAAAAUUGAUGAUGACAUGAUAUCCUUCUACUGCAACGAGGACAUUUUCUUGCUGGAGGUGCAACAGAUCGAGGACGACCUGUACGAUGUGACGCUCACAGAGCUGCCCAAUCAGUAGUACUUGCUCUCAAAAACCACACACACACCCCCCAAAACACACACACACACACACACACACAAAAUGUGGACACAAUUUUGCUAACAAAAGUUGUUUCAAUAAGCCAUUUUUUCAAAAUAAACCAUAAGCUAGGCUAAGCGCUCGAUAUGAAUACAUAAUUAUGAAUAUAUAUGUAUAAUGUAUCUAUAUACAUAUAUAUGUGUGUGUAAAACUGAACAAUAUUCGGAAUCGAACAAUACAAAACCAUUAGUUGUAAUUGUUUUUGUGUUAGCUACAUUAGUAACAAUGAGAUUACAUUAAAUUUUUUAACAAAUUUCCACUCUCGCUAUGUU
Drosophila novamexicana is the source of this 4433-nucleotide messenger RNA. It is a transcript of the gene grh, whose product is annotated as protein grainyhead. The record is from RefSeq and is a predicted model, not a curated record. Gene Ontology annotation, biological process: regulation of transcription by RNA polymerase II. The coding region runs from base 235 to 4101 and encodes 1288 amino acids. Lineage: Eukaryota; Metazoa; Arthropoda; Insecta; Diptera; Drosophilidae. Gene Ontology annotation, cellular component: nucleus. The transcript has 16 exons. Gene Ontology annotation, molecular function: RNA polymerase II cis-regulatory region sequence-specific DNA binding; DNA-binding transcription activator activity, RNA polymerase II-specific.